CUGAAGUGCCAUUGGAUGAUCUGGUGAAGCAGUAUGCUGGUGCUUACGCAGAGGGCUUUGAGUGGCCGCAGCCUUCCAGCCAGAGCGAAGAUGAAGACAGAGAGGAAGCUGAUGACAUGGAUCCUCCAUUGGACAGUCCACAUGAUGCAGUGCUGAUAGACUCUUUGCUGAGCAUGGAUCAGUACCGUGGGGCCGAGCGGAUGGCUUUUGGCCCUGAUGGGAAGCCCACAAAGGAUAUCGCUGAGGUUGCUGCAGCAACGGACCUGAUUCUCCCCAAAGGCAGCGCCAGGACCACUCUAACUAGUCGUUCCUCUCCUCCUGCUCUGCUGCACGGCUCUCUGAGAGAGUACCAGCAGGUCGGGGUGGAGUGGCUG
This is a messenger RNA of Sinocyclocheilus rhinocerous, 374 nucleotides long. Its product is annotated as E1A-binding protein p400-like. The record is from RefSeq and is a predicted model, not a curated record. Lineage: Eukaryota; Metazoa; Chordata; Actinopteri; Cypriniformes; Cyprinidae. The transcript has 3 exons. The annotation marks the transcript as partial.